Messenger RNA from Choloepus didactylus (southern two-toed sloth), 948 nucleotides. RefSeq names its product vomeronasal type-1 receptor 90-like. Lineage: Eukaryota; Metazoa; Chordata; Mammalia; Pilosa; Megalonychidae. Gene Ontology annotation, cellular component: membrane. The transcript has a single exon. Gene Ontology annotation, biological process: G protein-coupled receptor signaling pathway. The record is from RefSeq and is a predicted model, not a curated record. Gene Ontology annotation, molecular function: pheromone receptor activity. The coding region runs from base 1 to 948 and encodes 315 amino acids.
AUGAAUAAAAACAAUGAACUUUUCAUUUGCAUUGCCACAAGGUAUACCUUGUACUCCCAAGUAUGCAUUGGGAUCUUAGCCAACACCAUCCUUCUUCUGCUCCACGUCCUCACUCUCCUUCUUGAGCACAGGCUGAAGCCCACUGACCUGACCACCAGUCACCUGGCCCUCAUCCACACAGUAUUGCAGCUAACCACGGGGUUCAUUGCCACUGACAUUUUUGGGUCUCAGAAUUUUUGGAAUGACCUCACGUGUAAGUCAGUUAUCCUCUUGCACAGGUUGAUGAGGGAGCUCUCCAUUUCCUCCACCUGCCUGCUGAGUGUACUCCAGGCCAUCACCCUCAGCCCCAGGAGCUCCUGUUUGGCAAAAUUCAAACAUAAAUCCUCAACUGACAGCCUGUGUUUCUUUCUCUUCCUAUGGGUCUUCAAUACGUCCAUUGGUGGUCGCUUCUUAAUCUCCACUGUUGCCACCCCCAACGUAACCUCAGCCAGUCUUCUGUUUGUCACUAAAUCCUGCUCUCUUUGGCCGAUGAGAUACGUCAGGCUCACAUUUUUCACACUGGCGACAUUCCAAGAUACCUCCCUUAUUGGGCUCAUGGUCCUCUCAAGUGGAUACAUGGUAAGUCUCCUGUGCAGGCAUAAGAGGCAGUCCCAGCAUCUUCACAGCAACAGGCUUGCUCUGAGAGCAUCCCCAGUAGCAAGGGCCACCCAGAGCAUUCUGUUGCUCAUGAGUUUCUUUGUGUUCAUUUACUUUUGGGACUGCAUCAUCUCUACCUCCUCAGGACUGUCAUGGAACAAUGACUCAGUUCAUUUGUGUGUCCAGAUGCUUGUGGGCAACAGCUAUGCAAUGGUCAGUCCUUUGGUGCUGAUCAGUACUGAAAAACGAGUAAUCAAGUUCUUAAAACACAUGUGGGGGAAGGAUCAGAAAUGUUCAGUUAUUCAGAGAUAG